CUUGAAACCCAAAGCACAAAAGCCUAUACAAAAAAGUCUAUAAACUUUCUCUCACUACCUUUUGUUCUACUGUAACAACACAAGUAGCUCCAGUUUUGUGCAAAAAUGAAGAAGAAUCUCUUCUUCUGAUCGAGUCCUUUUGUUAGUCGCCUAACGAAAAGAAGAAGCUUAAAUCAAUAGAAACAACGAUGAGUGCUUUUUUUCCUGAUGAGAGCAGUAGUUUUUUCUUUGAUUUUCCUUUAUAUGAAACCGAAAAUGUUUCUUCUUCUCCAAUGAGGUUGAUUGAAUCUAUGUUUACUUCUCAUGAUGAUCCAAUUACUGAUUCUUCUUCUCUAUUCGAUUUGCUUCAGCCUCCACCAUUUCCUCCUCCACCUCCUCCACCUCCACCACCACCACCACCACCACCACCAGCCGAUGUACCUUUGUUGAAUCCUUCUCCGAUUGCUAAUACUUCUGCUAAUUCCUCUGAAUUAUCUUCAUCGUCAACUGAUGUUGCAGCUAAUGAUGAUUUUCUACAGAUGAUUGAAAUGGUAGAGGAACAACUUGAGAAUGAUGAGGACAAGAUCGAGGAUAACAUACAGUUAAUUCCGAAAAAGAAGAAGGCAAGAAAGGAAAGAGCUCCCAGAUUUGCUUUCAUGACUAAAACUGAAAUUGAUCAUUUGGAUGAUGGUUUUAGAUGGAGAAAAUAUGGACAAAAAGCUGUGAAAAACAGUCCAUUUCCCAGGAGUUACUUUCGUUGCACUAUUGCAACGUGUGGUGUGAAGAAGAGAGUGGAGAGGUCUUCUGCAGAUCCAUCAACUGUUAUUACAACUUAUGAAGGUGUUCACACACAUCCAUGCCCCAUUACGCCACGUAGCAGCAUUGGCUUUUAUCGAGACACCAUUGACUAUUGUGGUGGUGGCUCCAUUGGUGGGGUUGGUCUUGGUCUUGGUGGUGUUGCUAGUAGUUCGUCUUUGUUUUUACCAGAAUUCAAUUAUCAAGCUCAACAACAACAACCAUCGACCUACUUUCAGGCACGUCCAGCAUUACCACCUAUAAACAGUUUUACUACUAAUUCAGCCCAAGGAGGAAUGUUAUUGCCAUCAACUUCAUCGUCUUUUGGUACAGAUGAUGGACUUCUGCAGGAUAUGGUGAUAUCCCAAAUGAUGCCAAAACAAAAUCAGUAGGACAGAAUGCAUGAGAUCAUUAUCAAUUGGUAUGUUUAGUUUAUUUAACUGAUAAUGAAUCUUAAUUUAGAUAACAAUAGAAUCCUGCACAAACAAUUAAUUAAGUAUUACAAACUUUUAAUUUCCCCUAAUUAGUUAAUGUUGUACAAUGACUAUAAUUAGCUUGUCAAUCAACCAUAACUAUUAACUUCAAUUUUGGUUUAAUGGGGUAAUUAGCUACCUAACUAGCUUUUGCAUGUAUAAUAUAUAAUAGCAGGAUGCUUUCAGUACUUGUUA
Solanum pennellii is the source of this 1442-nucleotide messenger RNA. RefSeq names its product probable WRKY transcription factor 48. Lineage: Eukaryota; Viridiplantae; Streptophyta; Magnoliopsida; Solanales; Solanaceae. The transcript has 3 exons. Gene Ontology annotation, biological process: regulation of DNA-templated transcription. The record is from RefSeq and is a predicted model, not a curated record. Gene Ontology annotation, molecular function: sequence-specific DNA binding; DNA-binding transcription factor activity. The coding region runs from base 189 to 1166 and encodes 325 amino acids.